AUGGCAGACGGCAUGAACAACAUUCGCGCCAUGCGAGUGUCGGAGCUCAUGGGGGACUACCGUAACCUCCAAACAUACAUGGCGAACAUCAGGGCGAGCCCUUCGGCGGAGGAGUACAACGAGGAUGGAUAUGUCGUUCUGCGGCAAUGCGUAGCGCAGUCGCAGGCGUUGCUCACGCAGCCUUUCCAGAGCGAGGCGACGCAGAGGGGGGACGACGAGCAGAACAAGGCGCAACUGAGGAGGAUCAUAGCAGACGCGGCGGUCAGAAGAUUCAAGGCGCAAAAGCUCUACAUGCGAGCACUGGCGGCUCUUCGAUGGGUCAACGCAAGGACAACCAUCCUUCAAGGCCAGCGACCGCAUGCUGGGUAUGCGCCUGCUUUGCAGCAGAUAAGGAACCAGCUUCGAAGUGAGUUGGCAGCCAUCACAGAUGCCCGAGUCGACGCAAGCCUACGUCAAGCCGACUGCGCCGAAGGCAAGUGGCUAGCUGAGGAUCCUCCCCUGGCGGCGAUCCAGCGAGUCGCGGGCAAUGGCAAUGGAAGUGGGAGAUAA
Molecule: messenger RNA, 549 nt
Organism: Zasmidium cellare ATCC 36951
Lineage: Eukaryota; Fungi; Ascomycota; Dothideomycetes; Mycosphaerellales; Mycosphaerellaceae
Exons: 3
Coding region: 1-549 (182 amino acids)
Source: RefSeq, a predicted model, not a curated record